Messenger RNA from Meloidogyne enterolobii, 640 nucleotides. The record is from the annotation of a GenBank genome assembly. Lineage: Eukaryota; Metazoa; Nematoda; Chromadorea; Rhabditida; Meloidogynidae.
UUGUAAAUUUUAGUAAUUUAUUUGAAAAAUUUUUAGGAAUGAUUUUAGUCACAAAAUGUGUGUGCAUACUCCAUUUAGUGAUUAUGUUGGUCUUGGAGAUACAGCAAUAAAUCAAAUAGGGGAAGCAAUUCAAUAUUUAAGAAAUUUUCUUCCGAGAAUUGUUAAAAGCCGUAUUCAUUUAUAUUCUCUACUUCUUUUUGGAAUGGAAAAGAAAUAUAUUAACUCAUUAAAGAAUGUUUAUAAUGAGGUAAUUAAUUGGAAAAAUAAUUUAGAAAUUUUUUAUUUCCCCCUUUUGAGAUGUAUUUAUCUCCCCAUAUUCUUCCUCUUAAAAAUUUCAAAAUCAUUCCAAUUUUAUUUUCAGUCAUUAUUUGAUAAUAUCCACUUUAUGGUUGACUUAGAAAUGAGUAGAUUAGAAGAAUUACAUUUUGCACAAAAAUCAUGUGAUUCUUUAUUACUGACCGCUUCUUUAACUGCUAAUGCCUUUUGGAUGGGUUAUUUAAUGCCUGAGGAUAAACCAAUAUUUUUUGUUCGGAAAAAAUGGCAAUUAAAUAGAUAUGGAAAGAACUUUUAUUUGGAUUCGAGAGAGAAUCUUCCUUCUGAUUGGAUAACUAUAGAGGAAGAAUGGCUACACAAACAUUGA